GACAAGUUGCAAUGGUCGUUCUAAGUUGUUUUAUUUGGCUUGCCCUUUAUCACUCUGCAAAUGCAGCGCUGGAGGGCAGUGAAAUUAAGUUUGGGGACGAAUCAACUACAGAAUCGGCUGAAAAAUAUCCUGAUUACUGCUGGAUAAAUCCUUUUCUCCCGGGCUGUCCAUUUGGUCCGGGUGAUGGCAAUAAUUCGACCACAAAGAUUUCAACACUGGCAACAACAAAGUCAACAGUGACAACCAGUGAGGAAACAACAACUCUAAAAAUAACCACCAUUAAAUCGACGGCCAAGCCAACAACCCAAAAGACAACUAACGAGCCAACCACUGAGAAAAUAACAACUCCAAAGGCAACCACUAUUAAAUCUACUGCAACUACUGCAAGGGCAACGGAAGCACCAAAAACUGAGCAAACAACUUUGAGGACCACCACGAUUAAAUCCACAUCUGAGCUAAUAACAACCCUGAAGACAACGACCAUUAAAUCGACUGCAGAGACAAAAAAGUCGACGCAUAACCCUACAACUAAGAAAUCAACUACUUUAAGGACCACCGAAGAACCAACUACUCGGAAAUCAUCAACCGCAAAGACUACUAGAGAGCCAACUACAAAGAGGGAAACAACAGAAAGAACAACUCAGGAGCCAAGCACCAGUAAGACAACAACCCAUGAGACAACAGCAGAACCAGCAACCAAGAAGACAACGCAUGAACCCACAACUCAGAAAUCAACAACUUUAAGGAUUACUGAAGAACCAACUACUCGGAAAUCAUCAACCGCAAAGACUACUAGAGAGCCAACUACAAAGAGGGAAACAACAGAAAGAACAACAAAGGAGCCAAGCACCAGUAAGACAACAACCCAUGAGACAACAGCAGAACCAGCAACCAAAAAGACAACGCAUGAACCCACAACUCAGAAAUCAACAACUUUAAGGAUUACUGAAGAACCAACUACUCGGAAAUCAUCAACCGCAAGGACUACUAGAGAGCCAACUACAAAGAGGGAAACAACUGAAAGGACAACUCAGGAGCCAAGCACCAGUAAGACAAAAACCCAUGAGACAACAGCAGAACCAGCAACCAAAAAGACAACGCAUGAACCCACAACUCAGAAAUCAACAACUUUAAGGAUUACUGAAGAACCAACUACUCGGAAAUCAUCAACCGCAAAGACUACUAGAGAGCCAACUACAAAGAGGGAAACAACAGAAAGAACAACAAAGGAGCCAAGCACCAGUAAGACAACAACCCAUGAGACAACAGCAGAACCAGCAACCAAAAAGACAACGCAUGAACCCACAACUCAGAAAUCAACAACUUUAAGGAUUACUGAAGAACCAACUACUCGGAAAUCAUCAACCGCAAGGACUACUAGAGAGCCAACUACAAAGAGGGAAACAACUGAAAGGACAACUCAGGAGCCAAGCACCAGUAAGACAAAAACCCAUGAGACAACAGCAGAACCAGCAACCAAAAAGACAACGCAUGAACCCACAACUCAGAAAUCAACAACUUUAAGGAUAACUGAAGAACCAACUACUCGGAAAUCAUCAACCGCAAAGACUACUAGAGAGCCAACUACAAAGAGGGAAACAACAGAAAGAACGACUCAGGAGCCAAGCACCAGUAAGACAACAACCCAUGAGACAACAGCAGAAACAGCAACCAAAAAGACAACGCAUGAACCCACAACUCAGAAAUCAACAACUUUAAGGAUAACUGAAGAACCAACUACUCGGAAAUCAUCAACCGCAAGGACUACUAGAGAGCCAACUACAAAGAGGGAAACAACUGAAAGGACAACUCAGGAGCCAAGCACCAGUAAGACAACAACCCAUGAGACAACAGCAGAACCAGCAACCAAAAAGACAACGCAUGAACCCACAACUCAGAAAUCAACAACUUUAAGGAUAACUGAAGAACCAACUACUCGGAAAUCAUCAACCGCAAGGACUACUAGAGAGCCAACUACAAAGAGGGAAACAACUGAAAGGACAACUCAGGAGCCAAGCACCAGUAAGACAACAACCCAUGAGACAACAGCAGAACCAGCAACCAAAAAGACAACGCAUGAACCCACAACUCAGAAAUCAACAACUUUAAGGAUUACUGAAGAACCAACUACUCGGAAAUCAUCAACCGCAAAGACUACUAGAGAGCCAACUACAAAGAGGGAAACAACAGAAAGAACAACAAAGGAGCCAACCACUCGUAAGACAACAACCCAUAAGACAACAGAAGAACCAACCACCAAAAAGACAACGCAUGAACCCACAACUAAAAAAUCAACUACUUUAAAGCCUACCGAAGAACCAACUACUCGCAAAACGUCAACCACAAAGACUACUAGAGAGCCAACUACAAAGAGGAAAACAACAGAAAGAACAACAAAGGAGCCAACCACUCGUAAGACAACAACCCAUAAGACAACAGAAGAACCAACCACCAAUAAGACAACAACUAAGAAGACGACUCAUGAACCCACAACUAAGAAAUCAACUACUUUAAAGCCUACCGAAGAACCAACUACUCGCAAAACGUCAACCACAAAGACUACUAGAGAGCCAACUACAAAGAGGGAAACAACUGAAAGGACAACUCAGGAGCCAAGCACCAGUAAGACAACAACCCAUGAGACAACAGCAGAACCAGCAACCAAAAAGACAACGCAUGAACCCACAACUCAGAAAUCAACAACUUUAAGGAUUACUGAAGAACCAACUACUCGGAAAUCAUCAACCGCAAAGACUACUAGAGAGCCAACUACAAAGAGGGAAACAACAGAAAGAACAACAAAGGAGCCAACCACUCGUAAGACAACAACCCAUAAGACAACAGAAGAACCAACCACCAAAAAGACAACGCAUGAACCCACAACUAAAAAAUCAACUACUUUAAAGCCUACCGAAGAACCAACUACUCGCAAAACGUCAACCACAAAGACUACUAGAGAGCCAACUACAAAGAGGAAAACAACAGAAAGAACAACAAAGGAGCCAACCACUCGUAAGACAACAACCCAUAAGACAACAGAAGAACCAACCACCAAUAAGACAACAACUAAGAAGACGACUCAUGAACCCACAACUAAGAAAUCAACUACUUUAAAGCCUACCGAAGAACCAACUACUCGCAAAACGUCAACCACAAAGACUACUAGAGAGCCAACAACCAAGAGGGUAACAACUGAAAGGACAACUCGGGAGCCAACCACUCGUAAGACAACAACCCAUAAGACAACAGAAGAACCAACCACCAAGAAGACAACAACUAAGAAGACGACUCAUGAACCCACAACUAAGAAAUCAACUACUUUAAAGCCUACCGAAGAACCAACUACUCGCAAAACGUCAACCACAAAGACUACUAGAGAGCCAACUACAAAGAGGGUAACAACUGAAAGGACAACUCGGGAGCCAACCACUCGUAAGACAACAACCCAUAAGACAACAGAAGAACCAACCACCAAGAAGACAACAACUAAGAAGACGACUCAUGAACCCACAACUAAGAAAUCAACUACUUUAAAGCCUACCGAAGAACCAACUACUCGCAAAACGUCAACCACAAAGACUACUAGAGAGCCAACUACAAAGAGGGUAACAACUGAAAGGACAACUCGGGAGCCAACCACUCGUAAGACAACAACCCAUAAGACAACAGAAGAACCAACCACCAAGAAGACAACAACUAAGAAGACGACUCAUGAACCCACAACUAAGAAAUCAACUACUUUAAAGCCUACCGAAGAACCAACUACUCGCAAAACGUUAACCACAAAGACUACUAGAGAGCCAACAACCAAGAGGGUAACAACUGAAAGGACAACUCGGGAGCCAACCACUCGUAAGACAACAACCCAUAAGACAACAGAAGAACCAACCACCAAGAAGACAACAACUAAGAAGACGACUCAUGAACCCACAACUAAGAAAUCAACUACUUUAAAGCCUACCGAAGAACCAACUACUCGCAAAACGUCAACCACAAAGACUACUAGAGAGCCAACUACAAAGAGGGUAACAACUGAAAGGACAACUCGGGAGCCAACCACUCGCAAGACAACAACCCAUAAGACAACAGAAGAACCAACCACCAAGAAGACAACAACUAAGAAGACGACUCAUGAACCCACAACUAAGAAAUCAACUACUUUAAAGCCUACCGAAGAACCAACUACUCGCAAAACGUCAACCACAAAGACUACUAGAGAGCCAACUACCAAGAGGGUAACAACUGAAAGGACAACUCGGGAGCCAACCACUCGUAAGACAACAACCCAUAAGACAACAGAAGAACCAACCACCAAGAAGACAACAACUAAGAAGACGACUCAUGAACCCACAACUAAGAAAUCAACUACUUUAAAGCCUACCGAAGAACCAACUACUCGCAAAACGUCAACCACAAAGGCUACUAGAGAGCCAACUACAAAGAGGGUAACAACUGAAAGGACAACUCGGGAGCCAACCACUCGUAAGACAACAGCCCAUAAGACAACAGAAGAACCAACCACCAAGAAGACAACAACUAAGAAGACGACUCAUGAACCCACAACUAAGAAAUCAACUACUUUAAAGCCUACCGAAGAACCAACUACUCGCAAGACAUCUACCACAAAGACAACCAGAGAGCCAACCACUCGGGAGACAAGCACAUCGGUUAAGACAACAGCAGAUCAAACAACAAAAAGGACGACAGCUGAAAUGAGUACAACAAAUCAGGAACCAACAUCCGUAGAAACUACUACCAAUUCAUCGAAUCAGAGCAAUACGACCACGGAAUCAACCACCACCGAAGAGCAACAUGUUCACCACCAUCAUCACCAUAUUCAUUAUCACAAACCCGCUGAUCUCGGUCCAUCAAUUCUUCCACUUCCUGAUCUUCCUCCUCUCCCGUUGCCCCUGCCCUGGCCCCCACUGCCACUUCCUGAAAUCCCUCUACCUUUGCCUCCUUUACCAACAGCGUUGCCUCCGCUGCCCCCCCUACCACCUUUGCCACCUUUGCCGGAAGUAAAUUUAACAGCAAUAUCCUUACCAGAAAUUUCCCUUCCAAAUUUGCCACCACUACCACAAUUGCCGAAUCCUUUCCCAAACUUCUUUUGGGGUCGUUAAACACUAAAACCAUUAAAAUUGUAUGAACUUACAUAUUAUAAAUGUGCCAUUAAAUAUAUAUUUAUAUAAUAUACAAUUAUAAAUAAUUUAUAAAUUUAAUUAUUAUAUUUUUCAACUUAUCUUUAAGAAGAGC
Drosophila melanogaster (fruit fly) is the source of this 5253-nucleotide messenger RNA. RefSeq names its product mucin 30E (gene Muc30E). The coding region runs from base 12 to 5120 and encodes 1702 amino acids. The record is from RefSeq and is marked reviewed. The transcript is spliced from 2 exons. NCBI's taxonomy places the organism in Eukaryota, Metazoa, Arthropoda, Insecta, Diptera, Drosophilidae.